Molecule: messenger RNA, 2421 nt
Organism: Scedosporium apiospermum
Lineage: Eukaryota; Fungi; Ascomycota; Sordariomycetes; Microascales; Microascaceae
Product: Cation transporter
Exons: 3
Coding region: 1-2421 (806 amino acids)
Biological process (GO): intracellular potassium ion homeostasis; potassium ion import across plasma membrane
Cellular component (GO): plasma membrane
Molecular function (GO): high-affinity potassium ion transmembrane transporter activity
Source: RefSeq, a predicted model, not a curated record
AUGGAAUCAAUCGAAGUCAAACAGAACGAAGUCGCUUUUCCCCUCCCUCUCCGUAAUGCCUACGCCCGCGACGUCCCAAAAAUGGCCUCCAAAUCCCGUCUCAACACCACCUGGUCCGCCCUCCUCUCGCGCCACCCACACCUCGAAGCCCUAAUCGAUGACCUCCGACCCUGGCUGCCGCCACUCAACUUCGUCACCCUUCACUACAUCUAUUUCGUCCUCCUGAGCCUCCUCUUCUCCGUUGUGUUCUGGAUCUCCUCGGACGUCGAGGACCGCGAGGAUGUCAGCUACGUCGACAGCCUGUUCCUGGUCGUCUCGGCCGUGACGAACACGGGGCUCAAUACGGUUGAUCUGAGCGCGUUGACGGGCGGGCAGCAGGGGAUGUUGUGGGUGCUCAUGACGUUGGGGAGCGCCAUGUGGGUGUCGUUUUGGACCGUGUUGGUGAGGAGGCAUAAGAGGGUUGAGAGGAUGAGGUUGGCGAGGGUGAGGAAGGGAUUGGAUGGUGGCUUUGCGCUGGCGGAUUUAAGGGGUGGAGGAGGGGGGGGAUAUGGGCUUGGGGGACUUGGACAGGGGAGGAGGAGGGAGAGGGGGAGUAGUGGGGCUACGACGUUAAGUAGCGUUGUGGAUGUGCCGCCGAUGAUUUUGAGGAAGAUCAUGUCCAAGGAGAAGGAGAAGGUUGAUGAGGAGCCGGAUGUGGGUGCUGGUGGGUUGGCGAGUGGCGUGGGGAGCGGAGUGUCGGUUGCGGAUGGUCACGGAUCGCUGACGGCGAUGCUUCAUCACUCGGGAUCGACCGGCGAGGAUAAGAGUCACCACCACAGCCACAGCCACGUCCAUUUCCACCCUUCCCCGUUUGAUAAUCCCUCCGACGACUCGUCCUCGCGCCCCUCGAGCAGCCCCCGCGCCUGGUUUAACUUCCGCAAACUCUUCCCCGCCAAAAAAGACAAGCAAGACGGCGACCGCGAUCCGGCCUCCCAGCUCCUCCUCCUCGAAAGUACCGCCGCCACUGGCCCCGGCUCCGAAUCCGAACGCCUCGCUCAACGCGACCACCAAGCCCUCAACCUCCUCGCCCUCAUCAUCCCCCUGUACGCCGUCCUCUGGGUCCUCGUCAGCGCCCUCAUCCUCGGCGCCUGGAUCUCCCGGCACUACGCCUCCGCUGUCGAAGAGUACGGCGGCUACGGCGUCGGCGCGUGGUGGGCCGGUUUCUUCUACGCCGGGUCGGCUUUCAACAACUGCGGCAUGUCGCUGCUGGACGCGAACCUCGUGCCCUUUCAGCAUUCGUUCCUCGUGCUGUUUUUGCUCGCGUCGCUUAUCCUUGCGGGGAAUACGGCGUUUCCGGCGUUUUUGCGGUUGAUGGUUUGGUGUAUGCUGGAGGGGUUGAAGUUACUAACGCCCGAGAGGUUGUUUGUCGCUGAGAAGGCGACGCUGUUGUAUAUUCUCAAGUAUCCGAGACAGGUGUAUACGCAUUUGUUCCCGGCGAGGCAGACGUGGUUGCUUGUGGGCAUGUUGGUGGCCACGAUGACGAUUGAUUGGGUGGCGUUUGAGGUGUUGAGUAUUGGGAAUCCGGCGGUGGAGCGGAUUCCUGUUGGGCCUAGGAUUCUGGAUGGGUUGUUCCAGGCUAUAUCUGUGAGAGGCACCGGCUUCUACGUGGUUCCCGUGUCAGAGUUAUACACCAGCCUCCAGGUCCUGUACAUGGUCAUGAUGUACAUCUCUGCCUACCCCAUCGUCAUCGCCAUGCGGCACUCCAACGUCUCGGAAGAACGCUCCGGCGCUCUCGCGAUGCAUGCCAAAUUCGACGCUGUCUCCUCUUCCUCGUCCUCCUCCGCAACCUCAGACGACCCCGAACUAGGCCGUCUCCUCCCGUCCAGCAGCUCCCAACCCCCCCAAGACCUAGUACUCACUUCUCCCACUGCUACCGCCACACACAAUAACCCGCUGCAGACCGCUCUCCGUCGCUUUACCUCCAUCCUCUCCGCCAGGCCCCGCCGCAACCGAGACCACCACACAUCCUCCCGCCCCUCCAUCCUCGGCCAAAAAAUCCGCCGCCAACUCCUCCACGACCUCUGGGUCCUCUCGGCCUCCACCAUCCUCAUCACCCUCCUGGAAAUCUACGCUCCGCACGCCUCCGACUCCGACCCCAUGGACCACGGCGACUACCACCGCCCGCCUGUCAACCCCUUCCACGUCGCCUUCGAGGUCGUGUCGGCGUACGGGUGCGUGGGCAUGUCGGUCGGGUUGGAGAGGGCAUCGGUGAGUCUCGCGGGCGGGUGGGCCGUUGCGAGUCGGUUGGUGCUUGUGGGGGUUAUGUUGAAGGGACGGCAUAGAGGGUUGUGGGUUGUGCUGGAUCGGGUUACGGGGGUGGGAGGAGAUGGGGGGGAUGGUGAUGAAGAUGAGGAAGAGGAAGAGGGGUUUGAAGAGAAUUGA